Molecule: messenger RNA, 351 nt
Organism: Phytophthora nicotianae INRA-310
Lineage: Eukaryota; Oomycota; Peronosporomycetes; Peronosporales; Peronosporaceae
Exons: 1
Coding region: 1-351 (116 amino acids)
Source: RefSeq, a predicted model, not a curated record
AUGAAAUCGAUUAAGGACCUGGUCUUUUGGUACAACAACCUCGACGUGGCCCCUUUCAUAAAGGCCAUCAAGGCACAGUGCCAGCUUUUCAAGCGUUUUAACCUCGAUAUGUUUACGGAUGGUGUAUCUCUCCCCGGACUUUCAGAGAAGAUUAUGUAUCAGACGUGCUUCAAGAACCUACGGUACCCAAAUAAGGUGCCUGCAAUAGUGUUCAGCUUUCCAAUUAAGCGUAUGAUCGGCUACAAGAGCCAGGAUGCCGAAGCUAAGCGUAAAUUCAAUAUGAGUCUAAAGCAUCUUAACAAGCUACUACAUCGCAAAAAUACCUUUGUGGACUGUGCUACAAGAAGUUGA